Molecule: messenger RNA, 714 nt
Organism: Oppiella nova
Lineage: Eukaryota; Metazoa; Arthropoda; Arachnida; Sarcoptiformes; Oppiidae
Source: the annotation of a GenBank genome assembly
AUGAGAAACGUGUCGACAGAUUGGUCUCAAUUCCCGGGCAUUCCCUAUGCCUUUGACUUCGAGGCCAACUUCGCGCGUGACUUCCAUCGGCAAUGGCUUUACCACAACUGGUGGGUCUCCCUCUACGUGUGCGUCCUAUACGUGACCGUCGUAUUAGUCGGACAACACGUGAUGUCCAAAAAGGCCAAACCAUUUGGGUUGAGAUCAUUGCUGUUCUGUUGGAACACCUUUUUAGCCAUCUUCUCAAUUCUGGGGACAAUCCGAUGUCUGCCAGAGUUUGUGUCCGUCAUCAAGACAUCGGGUCUGGAGUCGUCGUACUGUGUGAGCUCCUACUACUAUGACGUGCGGCUCACCUUCUGGUACUGGGUGUUCGUGUGGUCCAAAGUGGUUGAGUUGGGCGACACUGUCUUCAUAAUAGUGCGCAAACAGAAACUCAUUCCUCUUCAUUGGAUACAUCACGUGCUCACCCUAUCCUAUGCCUUCUUCGUGAUCGGUGAGGCGCCUGCCAGUGCCCGAUGGAUGGUUAACAUGAACUUCACCAUCCACUCAGUCAUGUACACCUACUAUGCACUGAAAGCCAUACGAGUGCCCGUUUCCCGAAGCCUGGCGAUGGCCAUCACCACCGCACAGAUACUUCAGAUGAUGUUCGGGCUCUACAUUAACUUCUAUGCCUUUUACCAGAAAUGGUUGGGACACAAGUGCGACACAUCGAUG